AUGGGUCAAAAGGCAUCGAAGCCUGACCCCAAUGUGAGGCUUCAGGUGAUUGGCUGCGGCAUGUCCCGCACUGGCACUGCGUCCUUUAGCCAGGCAUUGGAGAUUCUCCUGGGUGGACCGGUAUAUCACGGGGGUAGCCAACUGGUGGGCGCGGGAGAAGACCACAUACGCGCCUGGAUUCAUGUGUGCAAGCACACCCCCAUCGAAGACGAGUCGGACAAAAAUGCAGUUCUCCAGGGACUCACGGCCUUGUUGUCGGGUUACACGGCAGUGACAGAUAUGCCACCGAUCAUCUUCACCGAAGAAUUGGUAGAGUUGUUUCCGGAGGCCAAGGUUAUCUGCACGACACGGGACCCAGAGAGCUGGUGGAGGAGCAUGGAACGAGUCGCAUCAAAGACGGACACUGAGGCAGAACGGAAUGAGAGAGUCCUGGCUUUCCUCCUUGCGCUGUUGCCGACCAUGAGAUAUUGGAAGGCGUUUUCGGACGCGAUGAGAUACGGCCGGUUCGGAGAGCUGUUCUAUCGGUCUGGCCACAAUCACCCGCAUCCGGGACAAUACGAGGAGCAUAUGGAGUACGUGAAAAGGGUUGUCCCUCCGGAGCGCCUGUGGUUUUACGACAUCAAGGAGGGAUGGGGACCAUUGUGCAAGAUCCUCGACUGCGACGUGCCGAACGUGCCAUUUCCACGUGUCAACGAUGCGGAGGCAACGGACAGAAUCAUCAAGACUCAGAUCCAGCGAGGCAUAAUGGCGUGGACUGGUGCCGGCGCGGCUGUUGUGGUGGUGGGCAUGAGCCUGUGGCGAGCAUGGGUGGCGCGGUAG
This is a messenger RNA of Fonsecaea multimorphosa CBS 102226, 819 nucleotides long. RefSeq lists its product as uncharacterized. NCBI's taxonomy places the organism in Eukaryota, Fungi, Ascomycota, Eurotiomycetes, Chaetothyriales, Herpotrichiellaceae. The transcript is spliced from 2 exons. The coding region runs from base 1 to 819 and encodes 272 amino acids. The record is from RefSeq and is a predicted model, not a curated record.